AUGGCCUCCAUGUUUUCCGGUAGGGUCGGCCGGGAGGAUGCCAGAAGUCGGCAGGAUAUUGUCCUGAGCGGCCACUUCAUUAAAGACGAACACUGUAUCUUUACAAGUAGCACAAAUGUCUCAGGAGAGGGUACGGUGGUCCUGGAGCCCUGUGAGGGAGCAGAGACUUACGUUAACGGGAAGAGAGUGACAGAGCCCACUGUUCUCAGAUCAGGUAACCGCAUCAUUAUGGGCAAGAGCCACGUGUUCCGUUUCAAUGACCCUGAGCAAGCACGGCAAGAGAGGGAGAGAACCCCAUGUGCAGACACACCUGUGGAGCCAGUGGACUGGGCCUUUGCCCAAGGAGAACUACUGGAAAAACAAGGCAUUGAUAUGAAACAAGAGAUGGAGCAAAG
This is a messenger RNA of Sinocyclocheilus rhinocerous, 395 nucleotides long. RefSeq names its product kinesin-like protein KIF1A. The record is from RefSeq and is a predicted model, not a curated record. The transcript has 2 exons. The annotation marks the transcript as partial. NCBI's taxonomy places the organism in Eukaryota, Metazoa, Chordata, Actinopteri, Cypriniformes, Cyprinidae. Gene Ontology annotation, molecular function: protein binding.